Carassius gibelio (silver crucian carp) is the source of this 1414-nucleotide messenger RNA. RefSeq lists its product as uncharacterized. Lineage: Eukaryota; Metazoa; Chordata; Actinopteri; Cypriniformes; Cyprinidae. The record is from RefSeq and is a predicted model, not a curated record. The transcript has 5 exons. The coding region runs from base 440 to 844 and encodes 134 amino acids.
UGGCGGCAUGCAGCUGUUCUCUCUGUCCCGACAGAACGGUGUUUUCGUGUUUUUUUGUCUUGAGUCACAGUGUUUUUGUACGUCGUCGUCGCGUUUACCUGUAAGCGUGCAUACAGUCGUGAGUUUCUGCUUGAUGGCGACAGAACCGCAUUUUUUUAGCUAAACUGCGCGAACGCGGAACAGCUGCGGGAUCUCGGUCUGCUACGGAGGCCUACAUCAUCACCGACCCCCACGACUGCAUCUCGCCCACAAGCGGAGGCACCACAAGCGGUGUGAGAGGAAGCAGAAGAGAAGUGUGUCUGAUGCUGGUUCAGAUCGAGUGCAAAUACUGGUGAAGGAGGGAGAUCCAGUCACUCUACACACUGGUGUUGAAGUUAACCAACAAGACAGAGCGACAUGGUAUUUUAAUGAUGUUCGCAUUGCUUACAUCGAUGGAGAUAUGAAGAUCUGUACAGAUGAUGAGUGUCCUGAGGGAUUCAGAGACAGACUGAAGCUGGAUCAUCAGACUGGAUCUCUGACCAUCAUCAACACCAGAAACACAGACUCUGGAGAAUAUAAACUACUGAUCAGAAGCAGUGAAAAGAUCUUCAGCGUUACUGUCACUGAUGUUUCAGGUUCAGGUCUGUCUUCAGGUGGUGUAGCAGGAAUUGUUGUUGGUGUUCUGCUGCUGCUGGCUGUUGUUGUUGUUGUUGGUGUGAUGAUCUUUCACCGCAGGAGCUCCAACGAUGUGCCAGAACUAGAGUCUAUGGAUAAGACACCGAAUGAAAGAAGGCUCAUGACCGGAGAGGAUCACAACAGCUUGGGCAAAAAACAAGCUCCUCGUAAAAUGCGUAAAUUGAGCUGAAACAUUACUAAUAUUAACUGUGUGAUGCUCAGAGUCAUAGUCUUUCUUGUUCUUCAUUUCUAAUUUUAUCAUUUGUGAUGCUAUCUAGGAAAAACCCAACCCGAGUUGGCUGAUUAUGAUUUUCCUGAAUGUAAUUUUGGGUUUCACUUUCACUUCUACUUAACGAUCGUCUGUCAGGAGCGAUAUACUGCAUCAUUACACAAACAGACUAACAUAUCCCUGAAGAGGACACUUUUCGGUUGUUUAUCAUGAUGAACAUAGUCUCUGAACUUCUGAUCAGCUCUUGUAUGUUUAGAUACACAACAGUUAAUAGUGUAGACUACAUUGUAGUUAGAAAAGUGAGCACAUGUUCAUAUUUCAGACUGUCAUCAGACUCCUCAUCUUUAGUAACAUCAUCAUCUGAUCCUUCAUCUCUGGAUGUGAAAUAGUCCAUUCUAAAAAAAUACUAAGACACCACGAUUAAGCCGACAGAAUGGAACAAGAUCAUCUAAAAAGUGAGCAGCUUCAGACUGCGUUGUUCUCUUGCUCUCUGUCAUCUCAUGAUAUUAAUAAACAAACAAAUAAAUAAAA